Sesamum indicum (sesame) is the source of this 1121-nucleotide messenger RNA. RefSeq names its product photosystem I light harvesting complex protein (gene LHCA2). The record is from RefSeq and is a predicted model, not a curated record. Gene Ontology annotation, biological process: photosynthesis, light harvesting. Lineage: Eukaryota; Viridiplantae; Streptophyta; Magnoliopsida; Lamiales; Pedaliaceae. Gene Ontology annotation, cellular component: membrane.
AUAAGCCCCUUUCCCUCAUACUUUAACUCACUUCUCACACACACCCCCACAACACACAUCAAACACUUGUGAGAAUCAGUCGACAUGGCCUCUGCCUGUGCUUCAUCAACCAUUGCUGCUGCUGCUGUUGCCUUCUCCUCUCCAAGCUCCCAGAAAAGUGGAUCAAUUGUUGGAGCAACUAAGGCUUCUUUCUUUGGAGGAAGAAAGUUGAGAGUAAGCAAGUUUGCGGCCCCGUCUGGCACAAGAUCGGUCACCGUCUGUGCUGCAGCCGAUCCCGACAGACCACUGUGGUUCCCCGGGAGCACCCCUCCCCCAUGGCUUGAUGGCAGCCUUCCAGGAGACUUCGGCUUUGAUCCUCUUGGCCUAGGAUCUGACCCGGAGAGCUUGAAAUGGAACCAGCAAGCGGAGCUUGUGCACUGCAGAUGGGCCAUGUUAGGUGCUGCGGGCAUUUUCAUCCCCGAGUUUCUCACCAAGAUUGGCAUUCUAAACACCCCUUCAUGGUACACUGCCGGUGAACUAGAGUACUUUACCGACACAACAACGCUCUUCAUCAUUGAGUUGAUUCUCAUUGGCUGGGCUGAGGGAAGAAGAUGGGCCGACAUCAUCAAGCCUGGAUGUGUGAAUACCGAUCCCAUCUUCCCCAACAACAAGCUCACCGGAACAGAUGUUGGAUACCCUGGUGGGCUAUGGUUCGACCCACUCGGAUGGGGCUCCGGAUCGCCAGAAAAGGUUAAGGAGUUGAGAACAAAGGAGAUCAAGAAUGGACGAUUGGCAAUGUUGGCGGUGAUGGGAGCAUGGUUCCAACACAUCUACACUGGAACAGGACCCAUUGACAACCUCUUUGCUCACCUUGCUGAUCCUGGUCAUGCCACCAUCUUCGCUGCUUUCAGCCCCAAGUGAGAGAAGCAACAGAGCUGCUUUUAACAGAACUGUUGGAGAAACACCUUUAGCCAUCAUUGUGGGGAAGAGGAAUAGAUUCUCAGUGUGUUUUUCCAAUUCUUGUUGUAUUUUCAGAUAUGUAUUGCUACAUCUUUAUAAGCUGUAGAAAAAGAGCUUAUGCAGUGUACAAAUACUUCCAAGAGAUCCUAACACCGUAAAUACACUUCCUUUCCAUCCUUGAA